GCCUGUUAUCACUCUGUUCAGUGUUUCGCUUCAGCACUGCGAAUGCGCCGGGAUCCACGUCGCAGGCAUGAUGACGCCGCAGAAAGGCAGUUCUGGUUUGCCACGUCUCUCUGUGGCAGCGGCAGGUCUGAAGUGAGGUAGUAAGGCAUGGGUGCAUUUUGUUUAAAAUACUCAAAAAUAAAUAAAUAGGGGAAGUCUUUUUAAAGCCCCGCGGCCGUAAAUAAGUAUUCAUUUCGUAAAAUAAGUCAACACAAAGAACGAACAAUAGUGAAUUAAAUGCUCCUUUGCUUUUUGGACGUGUACAGUUUCAAACCACAACCAAUUUUUACACACAGCAGAUGUUUGAACGUCGUCAGCUCCAACCACUGCACAUCUAUGUAGGUCAGGCAGCACUGGGAUCAGCACUGAGUUCUCGGGGUGGCCCGUCCCGGUGUCUCCUGAAUCGGUUUGGUUCCUUGCCAUGCCUGGUGGAAGGCGGGGUCCGAGCAGGCAGCAGCUGAGCAGGUCAGCAUUGCCUUCUCUGCAGACACUGGUGGGAGGAAGCUGCAGCAACGGGACUGGCCUCAGGAACAGGAACAGUACUUCUGUCGGUCUGUCUGCCCCACCGAUCACCGCCCUCAUCACCCCUGAGCCUGUCCGCCACCGUCGUGUCCCUGAGCUCCCCCUGGACGGGAGCCUCCUCUUCGAGUUCCUGUUCUUCAUUUACCUGUUGAUUGCCCUCUUCGUCCAGUACAUAAACAUCUACAAAACUGUCUGGUGGUACCCUUAUAGCCACCCUGCUGCCUCUACCUCACUGAAUUUCCACCUAAUUGAUUACCACCUGGCAACCUUUAUUACAGUCAUGUUGGCCCGAAGAUUAGUAUGGACAAUAAUUUCGGAGGCCACCCAAACAGGACCAACAUCAGUGGUGCGCUACACAGUGUUGAUUGCAGCACGGUGUGUUCUUCUCACCUUGUGUGGCUGGGUGCUGUGCUGGACACUAGUCAACCUCUUCAGGAAUCAUUCAGUGCUCAACCUGCUCUUUCUUGGGUACCCAUUUGGUGUGUAUGUGCCGUUGUGCUGCUUCCACCAGGAGAGUCGGUCGCAGCCGCUCCCUACAGACUGCGGUUACCUGGACCAGGAGCAGCUUGAUGGCCCUCUGAUUAAAUCCAAGGACUUCCUGGCGCUCCUGAGGGAGAAUUUAAAAGAACAGUUUAAUAACCCCACGUCCAUCCCAGUGCAUUCCUGCCCUAUGUCGCCGGAUCUGAUUCGAAACGAGGUGGAGUGCCUCAAAUCAGACUUCAACAAGAGGAUUAAAGAAGUGCUUUUUAACUCCCUCUUCAGUGCCUAUUAUGUAGCCUUCCUGCCUCUCUGUUUUGUAAAAAGUACACAGUACUAUGACAUGCGGUGGUCAUGUGAGCACCUCAUCAUGGUCUGGAUAAAUGCCUUUGUCAUGUUAAUGAGUCAGUUGCUGCCUCCAAAAUACUGUAAUUUGUUGCAUAGAUCCGCAGCACAUCUCGGCAAAUGGCAGAAACUAGAACAUGGCUCUUACAGCAAUGCUCCACAACACGUCUCAGCUCACCGCUACCACCCCCGCGCUGACUUGGCAGUGGCGAAGACGAGCACACGCUGUCCUCCGAAGCGUGUGCUGUCAGCCGACCGUUUUUUUUCACACUGCAGACUCACUGUGCAGCCACCCAGAACUACAGCGUCAGAGGACAACGCAGCUUACAGGUGGUCAGAAAAUACAAUAUGGCCACAAGGUGUACUGGUGCGACACAGUCGGUGUUUAUACAAAGCUGUGGGACCUUAUAAUGUUGCAGUGCCUUCAGAUGUAUCCCAUGCCAGAUUUUAUUUUUUAUUUCACAAACCCUUAAGGAUCCUGAACAUUCUGAUUCUGAUCGAAGGCAGCGUGGUGCUUUACCAGCUCUACUCUUUGCUGCGGUCUGAAAAGUGGAACCACACUCUUUCUUUGGCUUUAAUUCUUUUUUGUAAUUAUUAUGUUUUAUUUAAACUGCUUAGGGACAGAAUAGUCCUGGGAAAAGCGUACUCUUAUCCUUUGAACAGCUUUGGAAUUAAGUCUCAUUAAACAGACAUGAGUUUGGGUGGGGUGGAGGGGAACGAGAGAGAGACCAGAAAAAAAAUCUUUUUUUUGAUACGGUUCUAUUUUUCAUGUUUAUAUCUAUUUAAAGAUAUUUUAUAUUUUGUAUACUGUUUCAAGAGUUCCAGGUCUUUGCAUUUGGAGGUGUUAUCAUUAUUUUUGAGCACUUGCCAUCACUUUUGCCAUCACAGAACAUACGCUUUGCUCAACCUUUUUAAAUGAUGAAAGUAAUUUACUGAAGUGCCAAGUCUGUCACAGCCGGACGCCAUGCUGUAGCAAUGAUUGGGAAGAAUAAAUCAAUAAAUGCAA
Molecule: messenger RNA, 2389 nt
Organism: Acipenser ruthenus (sterlet)
Lineage: Eukaryota; Metazoa; Chordata; Actinopteri; Acipenseriformes; Acipenseridae
Product: transmembrane protein 39A
Exons: 10
Coding region: 461-2068 (535 amino acids)
Biological process (GO): negative regulation of autophagosome assembly; negative regulation of autophagosome maturation
Cellular component (GO): endoplasmic reticulum membrane
Source: RefSeq, a predicted model, not a curated record